This is a messenger RNA of Sebastes umbrosus (honeycomb rockfish), 1225 nucleotides long. It is a transcript of the gene naxe, whose product is annotated as NAD(P)HX epimerase. Gene Ontology annotation, molecular function: NAD(P)HX epimerase activity. The transcript has 7 exons. NCBI's taxonomy places the organism in Eukaryota, Metazoa, Chordata, Actinopteri, Perciformes, Sebastidae. Gene Ontology annotation, cellular component: mitochondrion. Bases 175 to 1026 code for a protein of 283 amino acids. The record is from RefSeq and is a predicted model, not a curated record.
UAAACCCGGAAGUGACUGUUGGACUGCAACAAGCCUUGUUGUUGUUGCUCUGCGACCUUUCUAUCAGUUUAUUGGUCUGUAAGUUGAGUCACUGCAUUGAUUACUAGAGAAAACGUGCACGGGAAGUUGUUUUAAAGAAAGGCUUGCUAACAUUUGCAGUUUGGAUCCAUCUGGAUGUUGAGCGUGCGGGCUCUGUUUGGGAUCGGCUUCCUGGUGACCUCAAGGGCCACGGCAGUCCUCGCUCAGACAGGGACAUGCUUGUUGUCCGCCGCAGCUAACAAACACAGGAAGGACUGUUUCAGUAGCAGACCAGCAUCCAGCAUGGCCCAGACCAUCAAAUAUCUCGGGCAGGAGGAGGCGCAGCACAUCGAUGAGGAGCUCUUCAGUGAGUACGGCUUCAGCGUGGACCAGCUGAUGGAGCUGGCUGGACUCAGCUGUGCCACAGCCAUCGGCAGGGCUUAUCCACUUACCUCCCUGGUCAAGGCCAGACCAUCUCUGCUGGUGAUCUGUGGACCAGGUAACAACGGAGGCGACGGCCUGGUCUGUGCCCGACAUCUGAAACUCUUUGGUUACGAGCCCACCAUCCUGUACCCGAAGAGGCCAAACAAACCUCUGUUCCAGGGCCUGACCACGCAGUGCCAGAAGAUGGAGAUCCCCUUCCUGACUGAGAUGCCUGAGGCCAAAGUGAUUGAUGAGGCUUACAACCUGGUGAUAGACGCCAUCUUCGGCUUCAGCUUUAAGGGCGCUGUGCGAGAGCCUUUUGGGUCCAUCCUAAACGUGUUGAGGAAGACGACCGCCCCCAUAGCCAGCAUCGACAUCCCUUCAGGUUGGGAUGUGGAGCAGGGCAGUGCAGACGGACUGCAGCCCGACAUGCUCAUCUCUCUCACCGCUCCCAAGAAGUCUGCCUCCUUGUUCAGAGGACGAUACCACUUCCUGGGAGGCCGUUUUGUUCCACCGGCCCUUGAGAAGAAGUACCAGCUCAACCUGCCUCAGUACCCCGGCCUGGACUGUGUGUUACGGCUGUAGGGGAGGUACCGUCAAAAAACAGAAAAGAACGCAGAUGGACCUUUAAAUAUGGGAACUUGAUCGGUUAUCAUUAAAUCCAAUAGGGUGUUAUAAUAGAGCUUUAUUUGCUCUCUGGAAGAUUGUUUUUAAUCAUGUGAAGGCACAAAGCUUUAACGUGGUGGUUGCUUCAGCUACAUGAAAAUAAAACAAACCAAAAUGA